AUGUCCCAACAAGAUUUGAUAACAGCUCGGUGGGAUACCAAAUUUGUUGAGUUCUUAGAGCAAAUACUAGUUAUUAAAACUGAAGAUUGUCAUGUCGAAGCACUUAUCAACUAUGUUAAAGAAAAUCAGACAUAUCAAGUUCCAGGAAUCAUCUCAAUUAAAAUUGAUGAAGGAAACACAAAAUAUCUGACUUGGAUUAAACAAAUUACCCUACAAGCUGCUGUUCAAAAUGAUCUCUAA
Ambispora gerdemannii is the source of this 240-nucleotide messenger RNA. The record is from the annotation of a GenBank genome assembly. Lineage: Eukaryota; Fungi; Glomeromycota; Glomeromycetes; Archaeosporales; Ambisporaceae.